Saccostrea echinata is the source of this 391-nucleotide messenger RNA. RefSeq lists its product as uncharacterized. The record is from RefSeq and is a predicted model, not a curated record. The coding region runs from base 19 to 384 and encodes 121 amino acids. The transcript is spliced from 3 exons. NCBI's taxonomy places the organism in Eukaryota, Metazoa, Mollusca, Bivalvia, Ostreida, Ostreidae.
UCACAUAAUCCCGAGAAAAUGGACAUUAUCAUAAGACUCGCAGUGUUGCAAUACAUGGUGACUCAAGCUGUAAUGAAAUGUCCAAUGACCAUAGCUGACUGGAACAUAUCAUCCAUGGCCUUACAAUGCAAGAAACCAAACUACUACCACUGUUUGAGAGACGAAAGUGGGAACAUUGCACAACAGUGUCUCGAAAGAGUCUGGAUUCAAAAUGGAAUGUGUCCUGAAUAUAAUUCCAAAGCCCAGAGAAUAGAUGUAUAUGAUUGUAAAUCUCAUCAGAACAACUGCCCAACAGCAACGUUCUGGUCAAAUGCUGUAUACGUAUAUCCUGGAUGUUUUAGUACUAGUGAUGCUACAUCAACAGCGUCUCAACCAGCAAUGUGAGUUUAAC